AUGCGCUCCUUGCCGUUCGACGCCAUCAUGCACUCUGCAACAGAGAUCAUGACACCGCUCCCUGCGCGAGCUCGGGCGAGCAUGUUCUUGGAGGUCACCCCGGCAAUGUCAAGACGACACCACUCGACGCCGCUUGCGUCUUUUCUGGAAAGACAUCCUCGAUCUGCCAGCUCCUUCGACGAGGAUGCGGCCCAGGAGGCCCAGGACAAUGAAACGGGCGUGGUGACGGUCCAGCAACAUGACUGCGGGUACUGCUUGGGCACGGGCGAAAAGCGCUGCUGUGAAUUUCAAGAGGAAGGUACCUGCACCAACUGCUGCAAAGAGCACUUCACCACCGACCUAUACUGCAGGAUGAACUGCGCCAGGAUGUGCCGGCGAGGCAUCUUUAAGGGGUUCGCUGGCGGCAAGCAGGACGUCCCCGUUUGCCCGGUGGGCGAGCCCAAUGAGGCAAUCCAGACUUUCGACCUCAAAAGUAUGAAGACGGGCAAAAUGUCCAUCAUUCCUGACAAGUACGUGCACCCCUACAUGGACUGGAAGGGCGAGAAAUACGAGAAGGAGUGGCUCGAGAAUCAUCCGCCGGAGCCCAGUGAUGCAGCCAAAGGCGCAGGAAAGGGUGGAGGAAAGAGUAAGUCUUUGUCCUCCUUUGACGCGAGCCCAGCGGAGACGUGA
Messenger RNA from Symbiodinium sp. CCMP2592, 669 nucleotides. Lineage: Eukaryota; Dinophyceae; Suessiales; Symbiodiniaceae. The record is from the annotation of a GenBank genome assembly.